Molecule: messenger RNA, 2735 nt
Organism: Folsomia candida
Lineage: Eukaryota; Metazoa; Arthropoda; Collembola; Entomobryomorpha; Isotomidae
Exons: 5
Coding region: 149-2491 (780 amino acids)
Molecular function (GO): protein binding
Source: RefSeq, a predicted model, not a curated record
GCAAUCAGUCAGCUGCUUCUCCAUCUAACUCAACACACAAGUCUCUUUGUGAGGUGUAUAAAAUAAAAUAAUAAUUCCCACUCACUAAUUCCCCCCUCUUGGGCACACCCCCCACUGCAAAAAAGUCAAAACUAGCAGGAGACUGGACAUGGGUCCUAAAAAAAUGAAGCCCCCUCAGCCAGGUCAAAAGACGAAGGGCGCCGAACCGCCAGGGCCGUCCGUUGCGGUUCCGUCGGAACAAGAGUCCAUCCUUCACGACACGUCGAGAGAAAACGUCAUCUCUGUCAUGAAUCGCAUCCAUCGUGAAGUUAUCGAUCCCAGAAAAUUUGAUCAAGACGGAUCCGGCAGCAAAGAGCGAGACUUUAUGGUUUUGCAGUAUCCGGAUGACCAUGCCGUGUACGAUGCGGCCAUGGAGGUGGAAAUGAUAAUUGAAAAUUGUGUUAAUAUGGACGCACUGGUGGAGAAUAUGGGACAGGUCUUGGCCGGCAGGUUUUUACUGUGUCGAACUAUAACCCUAUCCAGCAAGUUGGUCGGGGUGGACGCUGGUGUGGAGGAUCUCGAAGGAGAGAAAGCCAUGCGACUUGCCCUCUUCAAUUACUCGAUGGAGGCGAAAAUGGGGAUAACUAAUUUUGAGACGGUCCUCCCCUUGGGGACGGUGAUGAUCGUCAAGAAUCCCGUGUUUAAGAAGCCCACUCCCGAAUCGGGCAGCUUUGGACUGAUUGUUGAUAAUCCGGCCGAUGUCGAAUUGCUCAGUCCGAAGAGAAUGGAAGAACUCUUUCCAGAUGUCUGCUGGAAGUCAGAUCUGCCCGUGGAAUCUCGAGCUCUGUUUAAUUCUCCCCUGUUCUGGGAAUUCUUUUCUACCCAGAGUGACUUCGAGAUUGCUACUAAACUAAAGAAUGUGGGAAACAGGGCUUUCGUCGAAAAUCGAUCAACGGAUGCCAUCCGAUUCUACAACCUUGCCCUCGAAUACUUAUCUGAUAUGGAGCAGGAUGACGCAUACAUACUUUUGAUGGACAUCUUAUCCAACAAGGCGGCCGCUCUGAUUAAAUUGGAGUGUUUUAAUCCAGCUUUAAUCUGCACUGGAAAAGUUCUUGAGAUCAACAAUGCUCAUGUCAAGGCGAUCUAUCGUCACGCCAAAGCUCUCGUUGGACUCGGACGGUACGUUGAAGGUGGCGAAUUUGUGGACAAAAAACUCUCCGAAUACCCAUCCCUUGAAGAGGAGAGUAAAGAUAUUCUCAAGCUGAGAUCGCAGAUUCCUGACUUGUUGAAACCACCAGGAAAAGAUAUUAUCCGUGCGUUGCGAAACCCACGGCCACGUGGGACUGACCGGCCUCAGCCAGAUUUGCCAGAUGGGAUGGUAGACCGCAUCUCCGAAUUCCGGGGACCAGUUGAACUCGGGGAGAGCAUCGUUGGCGACGGCGAAGGACUUUUUGCCACUGAAGAUCUCGAAACUGGAACAAUUCUCCUGGUUUGUAAACCCUUCGCCGCGCUGUAUCUUCGGCCAGAGGAGAAGGAGGCAUUUUUAUUAAGCAUGUCCACCCACGAACAUCUCGUCGGUGUGAUGGCCAACAAGAUCUGGCUUGAUCCCGCCCUUGGCCGUGACCUGUACAAACUGUGGGCUGGACCUGACCUGAAACCCUUGACGGAUGAUGAAGACCUCGAAAUGUCGAAAGUUGACAUUGCCCGAAUCACCAAGAUUUGCGACUAUAACAUCACCAUUUCUUACGGUGACGCCGAGGACGAGGAAAGUUGUAUCUCCGAUGGCAUUUGGCUCCCCUCGGCGAAAAUAAAUCACAGUUGUGUUGAUGCAAACGUUACGCUUUGUCAUCAUGAUUCCGCCCUCGUCACUUUGGUCACUACUUUCAAACAGGUGAAGAAAGGAGAAGAAAUUCUUACGUCCUAUUCCGACCCGUUGAAUCCGAUGUCAAGCAAAAAUUAUGUGGAGACUCAUGGUUUUCUUUGCAAAUGUCGACUCUGCGAGUUGGACCGAUCUGAAAAUCCCGCUGACAUUGCACAUAAAGAUAAGCUCCUCAAAAGUAUGGCUUAUGACAACGACACGAACGUGUAUAAAUAUCAUCCCCUCAUGCUCGCCCGCGAUUUGCGAACAAUCGCUCAAGUGGAACGUCUCCGCGCCGCCACGCCCGACCUGAAUUUAGCCAUAACCUAUUCUGGGAUUUAUACUAUUGCCUCCACCGUCCUGUUCGGGAACCUGCGUCGAUAUUCCGUGGCUUUGCCCAUCUUAGAAAAGAUUUACGCCGUGUACCUCAACGUCCCAACGAACCAUAAUCAUGCUCAAAUAACUGGGACCAUUUUGAUGUGUUGCGUGAAAAUGAAGAAGGAAAAGGCAGUUCUGGAGAAAUGGACGGAAGAACUACGGAAAAAUUGUCGACUUUAUGCCGGUUCGCUGAGACAUGUUCGGGCCCUAGAGCAUUUCACACUUCCAGAGGAAUUGAAAAAAUUCGGGAUUGAAUUCUUCAACGAGACGGAUUAAUUAAUUGAAUUGAAUUGGUGUUCAACUUGUGGUUUCUACUGUUUUUUUAAUAAUAAUAAUAUGGGUAUAUGUAUUUUUCGACUAUUUCUGAUAUUUAUGAGGUGGUAUCUCCUUAAUUUUUCUUAAUUUUCUUUGAAUAACUUAAUCUUAUGAAUUUGAUGAUUUGAUGUACACAAUGGAUAAUUACAUUGGAAUAAAUAGAUACAUACAUUUGUAUGUCCUAUGUCCAUAAGUGACGAGCAAA